AUGACUUUUGAUGACCUCAAGAGCAAGAGUAUGAAGGCUCAACUGGAUCAGAAGCCAAAUGGAGAGAGAGACAAAGGUCUUCGUUUUCUUUCCUCUCGGAGGUGGUAUCCUGCUGCUAUGGCUCUAGGGAUCCUUUGUCUGGGAUUACUGGUGACUGUUAUAUUGCUGAUAAUCCAGUUAUCCCAGGUGUCUGAUCUCCUAAAGGAACAGCAAGCAAAUCUUACUCACCAGGAAGUUAUCCUGGAGGGAAAGAUUUCAGCCCAGCACCAGACAGAAAAUUCUUCCCAGGAGUCAGAAAGGGAACUCAAAGAAAUGAUAGAAACCCUUGCUCACAAGCUGGAUGAAAAAUCCAAGAAACUAAUGGAACUUCAUCACCAGAACCUGAAUCUCCAAGAAGCUCUGAAAAAAGCAGCAAACUAUUCAGGUCCUUGUCCCCAAGACUGGCUCUGGCAUGAAGAAAACUGUUACAAAUUUUCCUCUGGCCCAUUUAAUUGGGAAAAAAGCCGGGAGAACUGCUUGUCUUUGGAUGCCCACAUGCUGAAGAUUAAUAGCUCAGUUGAUCUGGAAUUCAUCCAGCAAGCAAUUGUCCAUUCUGGUUUCCCAUUCUGGAUGGGGUUGUCUCUGAAGAAACCCAACUACUCAUGGCUCUGGGAGGAUGGUUCUCCUUUGAUGCCCCACUUGUUUAGACUCCAGGGAGCCCUUUUCCAGAUGUAUUCUUCAGGCACCUGUGCAUAUAUACAAAGGGGAGCUGUUUUUGCUGAAAACUGCAUUUUAACUGCAUUCAGUAUCUGUCAGAAGAAGGCGAACGUAUUGAGAGUACAGUGA
This is a messenger RNA of Mesoplodon densirostris (Blainville's beaked whale), 825 nucleotides long. Its product is annotated as oxidized low-density lipoprotein receptor 1-like. The record is from RefSeq and is a predicted model, not a curated record. The coding region runs from base 1 to 825 and encodes 274 amino acids. Gene Ontology annotation, cellular component: signaling receptor complex; plasma membrane. The transcript has 6 exons. Lineage: Eukaryota; Metazoa; Chordata; Mammalia; Artiodactyla; Ziphiidae. Gene Ontology annotation, biological process: cell death; leukocyte cell-cell adhesion; inflammatory response. Gene Ontology annotation, molecular function: low-density lipoprotein particle receptor activity.